Molecule: messenger RNA, 1149 nt
Organism: Eruca vesicaria subsp. sativa (arugula)
Lineage: Eukaryota; Viridiplantae; Streptophyta; Magnoliopsida; Brassicales; Brassicaceae
Source: the annotation of a GenBank genome assembly
CAACUCUCUCUCUCUUUCUCUCAAAAGGCACUGUCUCAAAAACAAGUUCGAUCUGAGCCUUCUGUUCCUUUGUAAUUCUCAAAAACACUUGCCUGCUCUACCGCAAGAGAUCUCUAAACAUCAACACAGUCAUGUCGUUACUACUUCCUUUGUGUCUGAUUAUCUCCAUGGUUGCCUAUUCAAAUGCGGCGUACUGUGUGUGCAAAGACGGAAACGAGCAAGUACUUCAAAAGGCAAUAGACUACGCUUGUGGAGCAGGAGCUGAUUGUACUCAGAUCCAGCAAAACGGAGCUUGUUACCAGCCUAACACCGUCAAAAACCACUGUGACGUCGCCAUCAACAGUUACUACCAAAAGAAAGCUUCCUCCGGCGCUACCUGUGACUUUAACGGCGCCGCUGUCCUCUCUAGCUCCGCUCCAUCAACGGCUUCAAGCUGUUUAACUGGUUCCAGCUCUAGUGGGACCCCAUCUACUGGGACCCCAACAACAGGGACACCAAGUACCGGGACUCCAAGCACAGGGACCCCAAGCACAGGGACACCAACCAGUGGCUUCCCAUCCACUGGGACUCCUUCAACCGGAACUCCAACCACGGGGACUCCCACCAGUGGGAUGCCCAACACUGGGACUCCUUCCACUUCCACUGGGAUGCCAACUUCCUCUUCAUCAUCGGUGUUCCCGGGCACUACACUUGGACCAACCGGGAGCGGCGGACUAGAUCCAAGCGCUGGAGUGACGUUAUCAGUCCGUAGUAACACGGUGUUCUUCUUAAUAGCCGGUGUAGCUAUGAUGCUUGUGGUUUAGAAAGACAUCAUCUCAUAUGUUCUUCUCACACGGUUGUAAUGAGAUUUUGCCAACAGGUUAUGGGUUGCGCAAAUCUCUCGUCUUUGUUAGUGGGAUUUCCUUAGUAGGUUUGGCCGAGACACAUGUUUUGGUUCGUAGCUAGUAACUUGGGGAUGUACAACUUUAAAACAUUGAGUUUUUUCUUUAUUAUUGUAAAUCCGGAGGAUGUAAUGCUCUUUUGUUUCCUUGAAUCUUUCAUCUUUCAGUACGUACCACCAUGUCUCUCUAUUUAUCAAGAUGACAUACAUAAAUGCGGUUACAAUGACUUGAGAUUUUACCUUGAUACCUAAAUAAAACUACAAUUAGC